GAAAGAGAAACCGCGCACAGCGAAAGCGAGGCGCUACCAUGGAGGAGAGUUCGAAUGACGCUGCACAGGCGGCAGUGUUAGAAACCCUAAAGAGCAGAGGAUGGUGUUUCGAUGAAUUGGAGAAAGUCAAAGCGAUUACCUUUAUACACUUCGCUUUAGCUGAUGACACGGACCCCUUAACUUUGGCGGAUUCGGUGGAGUCCGAGCUGCUCAAUUCGGAUCUUCGAUCCAUCGGAGGCAAGUCAUUGCCCGAUUCUAAUCAAAUUCGGAAAUCCUCUUGUCUUCACGGCCCCAAAGUCCUUCAGAUAUCAUCAGUUAGGGACAUAUCUCUGAGUAGCAUGGAUGACGUUUCUAUGAAUUCGAGUAGUCAGCGGCGAUUACUAAAAUUGAGUCUAACAGAUGGCCACUCGGAGGUUACCGCAAUAGAGUACUCCCAUAUACCAUCAAUUCCCAAAGACGUUGUACCUGGGACUAAGGUCCGCCUGGAACACAAAGCUGCAGUGCAUAGUGGUAUAGUAUGUUUGAACUCUAAAACGAUAACUGUAUUAGGAGGUGUGGUGCAAUUACUUUAUGAAGAAUGGCAGGUUCAGCGGAAAUAUUCAGUUUUCUCAUUGUCAUCCCUAAGGCCAUCCCAUGAAAGUGAGACUAAUGGUCCUCCUCCUUUUGAGAAGUUGGAAAUUGGGGCGCCUUCACAUAGAUUUCCACGGAAAGAUCACUCUGGGUUUACCUCCAAGGGAAGUGUGCCUCUGGUUGUGAAAACUGUUGAAGGUACUGAAAUCAAGCCAACCAAUGGACAGCAAACCACUGAUUUCAAAGCUAUUCACAUUGAUCAAGACCUUAAAACCACUUGCCCUACCGGAAAAGAUGAGGAAAAUCCUAGUAGCUCCGAAAUAAGGCCAAAGGAAGUUGCUGAGUGUGUGCCUGUUCAAAAUCAAGCAGCUUCUCAAAAGCUCUUACAGAAAAUGAGUGAACCAAAUAAACGUGAUUGGCAUGCUAAGGGUCGGAGAAAUAAGGGAAAGGCAAAACAAGAAGAGAUGCCAGUUUUCACUCUAGAUGAGUGGGAAAAGAGUAAGGCUGGGGCAAAGACCGGAGUGAAAAAUGAGCUUUCAAACACUAGUGGUGAUGAGGAUCUUGCAUGGCAACUUCAGAAUCAACUUGAUAUGGAAGAUCCUAAUGUGCAAAGAGGAAAACAUGAUAUAGGGGCAGAUGAUAUUAGAAUGAUGUUUAAUUAUGAAAGAGAUGACGAUAGAGCGCGUGGAAUGGAACAUGGCGGCAGAGGAAGAGGAAGGGGGAGAGGGAAACAUGAUAUAGGGGCAGAUGAUAUUAGAAUGAGUAUGUUUAAUUAUGAAAGAGAUGACGAUAGGGCGCGUGAAAUGGAACAUGGCGGCAGAGGAAGAGGAAGAGGAAGGGGGAGAGGGAAACAUGAUAUAGGGGCAGAUGAUAUUAGAAUGAGUAUGUUUAAUUAUGAAAGAGAUGACGAUACGGCUCGUGGAAUGGAACAUGGCGGCAGAGGAAGAGGAAGGGGGAGAGGGAGAGGGAGAGCAAAAGGGAGAGGAAGACGUGGAUAACUUUCUUUGUUCCUCCCCGGCCUUGCCAGACCCUCUCUUUAUCAUACGUGCAUGUAUAUUUUCUUCUUUUGUCAGGUUUGAAGUCUGGUGAAUCAGAUCCACACCUUGUAACCUUGGUGAUUGAAUGGCCACUGAUUGAAUUUUUGAUAAAACCAUCUCUUUAUGUGGGGGGAAAAAAAUGGAAUUGGUUUUGUUACCUGUCGGACUGCAUGUUGGAGGUAUGUUUGGCGGUUGCAAAGUCCAGGGAGCUCUUUGGCAAAUACUUAUAUUUUUGCUGCUAAAGUUUGAGAAUUCGUAGCUUAUUUUGAUUAGUGGCUGGUGUGCACUACAGUACAGAUGUUUGAAAAUGCUUGGCACAGUUUUGAGCUUUUGGUUUGGGUAAGGUUAAUAACGGAAAUGGAGAAAUUGUUUGAGGGUUAUGUUGGUGCUUGUUUUGAAACCCAUCUUGGUGGGUUUAUCGUCGACAUAAUUCUUUGGAUUUAUUUUUGUACUCUGGCACUGUUGGCUUUUACUAAUCAAAUCAUUAGCUAUGGUAUUUAAAAA
This is a messenger RNA of Tripterygium wilfordii, 2111 nucleotides long. RefSeq names its product tudor domain-containing protein 3. Lineage: Eukaryota; Viridiplantae; Streptophyta; Magnoliopsida; Celastrales; Celastraceae. The transcript has 7 exons. Gene Ontology annotation, cellular component: nucleus. The coding region runs from base 39 to 1568 and encodes 509 amino acids. The record is from RefSeq and is a predicted model, not a curated record.